UUUACUUGAGACUUGUUAUAUCGCAUCGUUUUGUAGCUCAUUCUCACUCUAACUCAUCAUCAUCAUCCUCAUCUGCCUUACUAUUUCUCCGAUCAUCGAGCUCGCUCGCACCCCAUCUCUCUAUAUUUAGGGAUCUGAGUUCUCUUAACCAGUGAUGUUUCUGCUCGAUUGGUUCUACGGAGUGUUGGCCUCUCUUGGAUUAUGGCAGAAAGAGGCCAAAAUCUUGUUUCUAGGUCUUGAUAAUGCUGGUAAAACCACCUUGCUUCACAUGUUGAAAGAUGAGAGAUUGGUUCAGCAUCAGCCUACGCAAUAUCCAACAUCCGAAGAGCUUAGCAUUGGCAAAAUUAAGUUUAAGGCAUUUGAUUUGGGCGGUCACCAGAUUGCUCGUAGAGUCUGGAAGGAUUACUAUGCCAAGGUCGAUGCUGUUGUGUACUUGGUUGAUGCUUAUGACAAAGAGAGGUUUGCAGAAUCAAAAAAAGAACUGGAUGCUCUUCUCUCUGAUGAGGCUUUGGCGAAUGUUCCAUUUCUUAUCUUGGGAAACAAGAUCGACAUACCUUACGCUGCUUCAGAGGAUGAGUUGCGAUACCACCUAGGCCUCACCAACUUCACCACCGGCAAAGGGAAGGUAAACCUAACAGACUCAAGCGUACGCCCUCUAGAGGUGUUUAUGUGCAGCAUUGUGCGGAAAAUGGGAUAUGGUGACGGGUUCAAGUGGCUUUCUCAAUACAUCAAGUAGGGUGACCCUCGGAAACAAGUUCGGCAGACCCACAAGGCAUGCACAGAGUCUGUUUAAAUUGAAUGUAUUGUGAUCUGGAAGUGUGUGGAAGAAGGUAUUAAUAUGACUGCUCUGUAAAAUUUACUUGUGGCAGCAAGUUGUUCGUUUAUGGAUUGAGUUUUGUUGUCUCUUGCUGUAGGCUUAAUAUGGUAAAGCCAGAAAAUUGAAGUUUCUGUUAUGCUGUGUCUGCAACUGCAAUGACCAUUAUGAAAUGUAUUUAUUUAGCUGUAAGAAUAGCUGACCUUUUUAGUAAUUGAGCAAAUUAAAUUUACUGUUUA
Molecule: messenger RNA, 1053 nt
Organism: Mercurialis annua (annual mercury)
Lineage: Eukaryota; Viridiplantae; Streptophyta; Magnoliopsida; Malpighiales; Euphorbiaceae
Product: GTP-binding protein SAR1A-like
Exons: 3
Coding region: 155-736 (193 amino acids)
Biological process (GO): intracellular protein transport; membrane organization; endoplasmic reticulum to Golgi vesicle-mediated transport
Cellular component (GO): endoplasmic reticulum exit site; COPII vesicle coat
Molecular function (GO): GTP binding; GTPase activity
Source: RefSeq, a predicted model, not a curated record